GCGCAUUUGCCAAAAAUGGCCCAGUGCCACAGCCCAAAAGUACUGGCGACUUUGAAGCUGCGUUAAACCGAGCAGCAAGUGGUGACGCUGAUGUGGUGCAGGUUUGGACUGACUUCGCCCUUUGGGCCAAGAAGCUACCUGGAAAGGAACAGCUUACUAUUUUGCACCGUGCUUGCCACAGUUUGGCAGCGGACAAGCAACAUGCCCAGGACAUUCGUCAGCUUCGCUUAUGGGUCAUGCUUGCGGACAAGGAGUCGCGGCCAGCAGAGAUUUUUGAGCGCUUGGAGGCCCGUGGCAUUGGAACAAGCCACGCACUUCUUUUUGAGGCUUGGGCGCAUUGCCUAGAAGCGCGGCAUGACUUCGAGGGUGCUGCUGCGGUGUAUCGCCGUGGAUUAACCUCACAGGCGCAGCCCGAGGAGAUGGCACGAGCAGCUGACCUGAUGAGGUACAACACUCUGCUAGGUGUGAAGGGGAUCAAUGUCCGCAAUACGUUCAUCGAGUUCGAGGAAGAGGACACCCUCGGAGACAGUGGGGGAUUUGGUCGCCAGGCCUCAGAACCAGCCAAGCCUAGCUGCUGGAAUCGCCAAGUCUCAGAGCAGACGACCGCUCUGACUGCAGAAGGUACUGAGGAUUCUACCAUCGAUGUGGACGAGAGCAUGCACCUGUCCCCUUCUGACUUUCCACUUCAAGGACACGUGGCAGGAGAAAUGCUUGCACAAGCAUCGAGGAUGGGAUCAAGCGAUGCCGCUUUUCUGGAUGCGAUCAAGGCCGUAAACCAAGCGGUGAGCAACAUGACCCAGAUGACACAACCUGGACCUGUGCCGCCUGUCAAUCCACCGAAGCCUCAAUUGCGCUUUUGUCCGAGCUGUGGUGCGAAGGUGAUCAGCCAAGCCCACCGCUUUUGUGCCUAUUGCUGCUUCCCAUUUGGCCAAUUGCAAGAUGAGACCGUACCGCAUGCUCAGCAGCAAUUGCUCUCCUCUUCACCAAUGCCCAACUGUCCCAUGGGUCCCGUUGAGCAAGCCUUGCUGGCCAAUAUGCAGGCUUCUUCUGUGCCACAGCCUGUGAUGCCAGGGAAGGUCGGGAAAAAGGCGAAGGCCCCGCAGCCCCCAGAGAAUGGAAAUUUGCUCAGCAACUUGCGACACCUUCGCUACAUGGAGUCAAACCAGUUGGACGUCGAAUUGGCCCGUGUCCUUUGCCUCACGCACAUUCGAGACCAGAUCCAAAUUGCAGCCUAG
Durusdinium trenchii is the source of this 1235-nucleotide messenger RNA. The record is from the annotation of a GenBank genome assembly. Lineage: Eukaryota; Dinophyceae; Suessiales; Symbiodiniaceae.